Messenger RNA from Cydia amplana, 969 nucleotides. It is a transcript of the gene Yip1d1, whose product is annotated as protein YIPF7. Gene Ontology annotation, biological process: endoplasmic reticulum to Golgi vesicle-mediated transport; vesicle fusion with Golgi apparatus. NCBI's taxonomy places the organism in Eukaryota, Metazoa, Arthropoda, Insecta, Lepidoptera, Tortricidae. The transcript is spliced from 2 exons. The record is from RefSeq and is a predicted model, not a curated record. Gene Ontology annotation, cellular component: trans-Golgi network. Bases 103 to 906 code for a protein of 267 amino acids.
CAACUCAUAUGUGUACAACAUUUGUGCAUUUUUGCUGCUGUGCUUUCGCACCGAUUAUAAACAGUUUUGUACAUUUAAUUACUUAAUUUAGUUCUGUGAGGUAUGGCUAACUACAACAAUCCAAAUCCAAAUGAUUACUCCUGGCAGGGUCAAAAUAACAGCCAGAAUUACUCUUUCAAUACCUCCAAUGCUUUUGGCGAUCAAGCUCAAACGUUGGACUUUCAGAGUUUUCCAACGGACCACCAGGAUUUCUCAUUUGACCAAGCAGGACAGAAUGCAUAUCCUCCAAACAACAACCAAUACUACAACCCAAAUAUGUUCCAACCUGCACCAAUACCCGGCGAGCCAGCAACGGAAACCACUGACUUUGAUGAGCCACCUCUGCUUGACGAGCUAGAAAUAUAUCCUGAUAGGAUAUUAGAGAAAACUCUGGCUGUCAUGAAUCCAUUCCAUGGACAAUCAAAAGCUGAUGAUGCCAAUUUCUUGUUAAGAGACACAGAUAUCGCUGGGCCAAUAACAUUUUGUUUAGCAUUGGCUGUGUGUCUAUUUGUAUCAGGGAAUAAAGCUCACUUUGGUUAUGUUUACGGUCUCUCUGUAAUGUCUGUUAUAUUGAUGUAUUCUUUGCUUUCAUUGAUGAGCCGUUCUGAGGGUGUGUUCACAUUACUAAGUGUUGCCAGUGUGCUGGGUUACUGUAUGUUACCUAUGGUUGUGCUGGCAGGGUUGGGUAUAUUCAUUUCCUUAGAGGGAACAAUAGGGCUUACCCUAUCAGCUGUGGCUGUAAUUUGGUCCGCCUUAUCUGCAAGCAGGUUGUUUGUGACCAUGUCUGGAGAUGCUGAGCAGAGGCCACUAAUAGCAUAUCCUUGUGCUUUAGUCAAUGGAGUAUUUGCUUUAUUAGUAUUGUUUUAAUAUACAACAUGAGUUUACUAGGUACUUCAUUUUUUUACUGACUUAAAAGAAAUAUGUUAUCUA